AUGGCGAUGACUUCACAGUCCAGUUUUCUAGACACUGUCGAUUGGCCUUUGAGGAACUCCUAUCGAACACCCAGCUUGGACUCAGCGUCGCUCAGUCCUGCCUCAGAGACUGCAAGCAUUCAUUUCUCACAUUAUCCACUUCCGCCAACUCCGAUCUCUUCCAGACCCGCGAGCGAGAAAACAAGAGUCUCCAGUGUUGGAACAACAGACCUCGUUAUUCGCGUCCCUCUACAGCGGCCUGUACAUAUCGCAUUCAGCAAAAGUUCUAGCUUAUUCAAGCUCAGAUUUACCACCAUCGACAUCCGAAAGGAUGCGGCGGGAGGUCUGAAACGCAUUGAGUUAAGUGAGCAGACAGGAGUAACAUCGACAUUGAUUCACUCAUUUCCCGGUACCAAGAGCCCUAUACCUCAUCUCGAACAACCAGUAACAUCGAGUACACCACAUGCCUCGCGCGUUUCAUUUCUUGAGGAACAGACGGUUCAAUCUGCAACAACGCUUUUCCAGGCACAGCCCCAGUAUACUUUCGAAACGUGGGAAGAUUGUGUCCAUUUCCAAGAAAAGCUGCUAGACCAGCAAAUCAUCUUUACAGCUGGAAUAGCUGAGGCCAAGUCCAAGGGCCGUGGUGAAGAAUGCAUCAGUCAGAAUUUACGGAUUCUUCGGGCACGCAACGGCCGCCAGAUUGUGAUAUUCUUUUGCAACUCCCAACGAAAGGAGAAGAAAAGAUACAUCUCCAUCCCCCUAGAUUGUAUUGAUCAUAUUGAACAAAGCAAAAAAUCCGGCCGUCCACUCAACUUGACCCUUCGACCUAAUUUCGACCUACUGGCCCAGUUGAAGAGCUUGUCGAUACAUUUCCUUGAUAAUGAUGACCAAAAGAGAUUCUUCGGUCUUCUAUGUCAAGGCAUCGGUUUUCAAGGCUGA
Messenger RNA from Exophiala bonariae, 918 nucleotides. RefSeq lists its product as uncharacterized. The transcript has 6 exons. NCBI's taxonomy places the organism in Eukaryota, Fungi, Ascomycota, Eurotiomycetes, Chaetothyriales, Herpotrichiellaceae. The record is from RefSeq and is a predicted model, not a curated record. The coding region runs from base 1 to 918 and encodes 305 amino acids.